GCGCCGGAGGCUUGGAAACUCCCAAAUUCCUACAGCCCGCUCCCACCGGGGGAUCUCCGCAGGGACCUGGGCCCCCCUCGCUGCCGUGGGGACGGGGCUGCUCUACCCCAAGGGCUCGGGGUCCUUCCUCAAGCCCCCGGGCUCACACGGCGGGGAGAACCCAGCAGGAACCCGCGCUGCUCCCGGUGUCACCCAGCCCGGUGGCGGCCGCAGGCGGUGGCUUGUCCCCCGGGCGGAUCCCGGGGCGGGACUCUGCGGCUAUUAAAGGGGACUCCGCGGCUUCCCGGUGGCUUUCCCGUCUGGGGCCAUGGCGACCUACGUGCAGCUGAACACCGCGGCCAAGAUGCCCCUCCUGGGGCUGGGCACAUGGAAGUCCCCAGCUGGGCAAGUAACAGCUGCAGUGAUGGCUGCCAUCGAUGCUGGGUACCGCCACUUUGACUGUGCCUACGUGUACCAGAACGAGAGUGAAGUUGGGGAAGGGAUCCAGCAGAAAAUCAGGGAAGGUGUUGUGAAACGAGAAGAUCUCUUCAUCGUCAGUAAGCUGUGGUGCACAUUUUAUGACAAGCCUCUGGUGAAGGGAGCCUGCCAGAAGACUCUUGCCGACCUGAAAUUGGAUUACCUGGAUCUCUACCUCAUGCACUGGCCUCUUGGGUUCAAGGCAGGGGAGGAGCUGUUUCCCACAGAUGACAAAGGCAUGUCAAUACCUGGCAACACAGAUAUUCUAGAUACAUGGGAGGCCAUGGAAGAACUUGUGGACUGUGGUCUAGUAAAAGCCAUUGGAAUCUCCAACUUCAACCAUGAGCAGAUUGAAAGAAUCUUGAACAAGCCAGGACUGAAAUACAAGCCUGCAAAUAACCAGAUCGAAUGUAAUCCCUACCUCACCCAGGAGAAGCUGAUCAAGUACUGUCAAUCCAAAGGGAUUGCUGUGACAGCGUACAGCCCCCUCGGCUCUCCUGACAGGCCAUGGGCUAAACCAGAGGAUCCUUCCCUUCUGGAUGACCCCAAGAUCAAAGAGAUUGCUGCCAAGCACAACAAAAGCCCAGCACAGGUUCUCCUUCGCUUCCAGAUCCAGAGAAAUGUGAUCGCGAUUCCCAAGUCCGUCACACCACAGCGCAUCGUGGAGAACUCCAAGGUGUUUGACUUUGAACUGACGAAAGAGGAGAUGGCAACUAUUUGCAGCUUUAACAGGAACUGGAGAGCGUAUACAAUGAGCACGUGCAAAACUCACAAGGAGUACCCUUUCAAUGCAGAAUACUGAAGAUUUUCAUAUCUUGCCCUCGUAUCUUUCAGAGCUUGGUCUGAUAUUCUUCCUAUUGAUUUAUCUAGCUUUCUUAUUUUCUCUCUCCUCCUACAGCCAGUGAAGUCACAGGCUUCCUAUUCAGUGAUUUAUUGUGGUGACUGGUUGUUUUUUGGUUUGUUUUUUUUUUAAUAAGGACACAGUAAAAUUGUUCUAAAGAAAACAAUGUGGGCUGUAAUAAUUUGUCAUGGUUUGGGCCAGACUGGCCACCGAGAUGAACUGUUGACAG
Messenger RNA from Calidris pugnax (ruff), 1526 nucleotides. RefSeq names its product aldose reductase-like. The coding region runs from base 308 to 1258 and encodes 316 amino acids. Lineage: Eukaryota; Metazoa; Chordata; Aves; Charadriiformes; Scolopacidae. The record is from RefSeq and is a predicted model, not a curated record. Gene Ontology annotation, molecular function: aldose reductase (NADPH) activity. The transcript is spliced from 10 exons. Gene Ontology annotation, cellular component: cytosol.